This is a messenger RNA of Thlaspi arvense, 2085 nucleotides long. Lineage: Eukaryota; Viridiplantae; Streptophyta; Magnoliopsida; Brassicales; Brassicaceae. The record is from the annotation of a GenBank genome assembly.
ACAACCUCUCGUUUUAUUUGACUCAUGAUUUCGCUAAACUCUUUCUCUUCCAAAAAUAUUAGUCAGAUCUUCGUUGCUUUCAGUUUUCUCUGCCGGGCGGAGAAACACAAUUCCAUCCAUAUUUUUUUUUUCCGGUCUCUGUGCAUUUCCAAUGGAACCCUAUAGAUUCGUGAGGGACAAGGAAGUUGCAUAUUGGAACGAUUUCUUGUGGUAAAAGGAAUUGAUGAAUAGUACAGUUUCUGAUAUUUUAUUAGAGUUUCUUUCAGUUUUUGCUUCUUCUCUUUCUGUGAUUAAGCUCCUGCAUUUUUAAUCAAAAAGGGACAAAAAUGUUGCAAAUGGAGGAGGCGAAAGCAGAAGUGGAGAAGAAGUUGUCUAUACUUUUACAUUUUAUACAAAACAAGAAUAAGAUCCCAAAGGUUACACAGAAGGAGCUUGUUGGGAUCGUUAACGAUCUUCACGACCAGUGUCAGUUGCUUUACUCUGUGCUUCUUGAUUCGAGGACUGGUGGAAGAAAAGGACAAUCGGGUACUGCUUCUUCCUCGUUGUCUAGUUCGGAUUUGGAUUACUAUUCUUCAGAGGAAAUAGAGACCGGCGCGGGGGAGAUCACAUGGAGCUCGGAUUAUUCGGUGAUGCUCAGAAAGAUCCAAGAGACAGAGUCAACAAACGAAGUUUUGAAGAGACAGGUGAACAAUCUGAAACAAGAAACGGUUUUUCUUCGCGACCAAAACGUGGAGUUGGCGGGAGAUAUCGGAGGUAAAAGAAACGAGGACAGAGCACAUCUCAAGGGAUUGACGACAAAAGGUGAAGUUGCGUUGCUGCGUGACCAGAAGAACGAGUUAGCAUUGCAGCUGGAGAAGAAAACCAAUGAAGUUUCAGAGACACGGAUGCGACUGAAGCGUGUGGAGGAAGAAACCGAGGAACGUGCUAAGGCCGAGAUGAAGAUUGUUAGGGGUAAGAUCACAGAGAUAGAUCUCCUUAGGGAAGAGAAUCAAAAGCUGCACACAAGAAAUGCAGAGCUAAUUUCACUAGAGAAGCACCGAGAGAUGAAAAACAUUGAUGAAAUUGAAAAAGAUAAGAGUGACAAAACAGUGAAGGAGCAAGAAGAUGUCAUUCACCGGCUAUCAAUGGAGAUCAAGGAUCAAAAGAAGCUUCUUAAAGAGCAGAAAGUCGCCAUUGAUAAGUUCUCAGAGGAUCAGAAGGUAAUGAAACGUUGGUCAUUCGGUUCGAAACUGAAUACCAAACUUCUCGAGAGGAAAAUGGAAGAAUUAGCUGAAGAUUAUCGGAUGAAAAUGGAAGAUCAUCUCCGGAUACUGUACAGGAGGAUCCAUGUAGCCGAACAGAUACACAUAGAGAGCAAGAACAGCUAUGGCAACACACAAAGCAGAGGAAACAGAGGAGAUGCUACUGUCUCUGAAACCCAAUGCAAGAAAAUCAAAGAAAUGGUGGAGCAAGGGCUUGUUGGACCAGAGCUGGUUAUAAAGAAGCUGGAAGAAGGCGAGGAACUAACGAGUCGAGUCACAAGAGUAGCAAAAGAUAUUGAUUCAGCGAGAAAGUGGGUGCAGGAGAAGAAGAGUGAGAUGAAGCACGAUGUGGAAACUCUGGAAGCGAAGCUAGAGUGCAGAGAAGCACAAGAAACUCUGCUAAAGGAGAAGCUAUCCAAACUAGAAGCGAAGCUUGGAGAGGAAGGAACAGGGAAGCUGAGUCUAGCAAAGGCUAUGAGAAGAAUCAAAAAGCUUGAGAUUAGUGUGAAGGAGAGAGAUGUUGAGUUGUUGAGCUUAGGGGAAGAGAAGAGAGAAGCCAUAAGACAACUCUGUGUUUUGGUUGAUUAUCAACGUUGUCGAUAUGAUGAUCUCAAAACUUCCAUUUUUAAGGUUGCUCUUCAAGCAUGAAGUUUCUUCUUCUUCUUCUAAUAUGGUCUUGUUAUUUUGUUUUCUUAUCCGUCUAAAAUUGUAUAUAUUACGCUGCAAGGUUUGAGUAUCUUCUACUUCUAUUGAUGUAAAUGCAUUUGUUUUUGUAAAUAACAUUUUUUCCAUUACUUUGCUAAUUUUGGUCUUUUCAUCCAUUCAGUUAGAAUUUACAUAUUCU